This is a messenger RNA of Cyclocybe aegerita, 990 nucleotides long. NCBI's taxonomy places the organism in Eukaryota, Fungi, Basidiomycota, Agaricomycetes, Agaricales, Hemipholiotaceae. The record is from the annotation of a GenBank genome assembly.
AUGGCGCCUCAUAAACCUCCUCCUCCUGCGAUAUCACUUCCUCAAGAGAUCUAUGACGAAAUUUUAGAGCACCUUCCGCGUAAAGCCUUGCUUCAAGUAGCUCGAAGUUCUCAAUCUCUUAGAUGGGCGUCCACUCGUAUCCUGUACCGACAGGUGUCCCUUCAUGACACCGAUCGCAUGAUACAGUUCUUUAAUACCCUGAAAGAGAAUAACGAUGCGGCUCACUCUGUCCGAAAGCUCGCUUUGACUAUCCACGAACAAGAGCCUCUCCCGCCGCAAUCCCUCCGUCUCCUUUGUGCAGGGCUCGCUAGAGUUUCGCAGAACGUAACUAAUCUUUGCAUACUGGCAAAAGACCGAGACAUUUUCGCGUCGGUGACCGAACACUUUCCCCGAUUGAAGUACCUGGCGUCCUCUCAACACAUCUCCUCUGGCCUCUUGUCGUUCCUCCGGUCUCAUCCUUCCUUGGUCCAUAUCGAAUUAUACAACCCAGCCGACAGCAUCUUGAUUUAUUUUGCUGGGCCAAUCGCCUUACCGAAUCUCGAGCAUAUCUAUGAUCCGGCUCACUUAGUUGAGGCUGUUGUCCCAAAAGCACCUGUUCGUGCAAUCGGCAUUGCACCAUCCUCAUUUGACCCAUGCGACUACGACAUGGAACGACGUGUAAUCUCGGCAGCCGCCCGCUCUAGUGAGAAGGUCAUAUCGCUCACACUGUGGUAUCCCGUCGUCGUUCGAAACGUCCUCCUGAAAAUAUCAGAGCGGCUCCUCGACCUUGUCGAGUUCAACUUCCACGGCGUGCCGCUCUGGGAAGGCAAUCUCCCAGCUCUGUUCGAAGGUGUCGAGCAGAUCUUGCAAAAAUGCCAUUCGUUGAGGAAGAUAGAAUUGACGGCCGACUACCCUCCAAGACUGAUGCUCGACAGCAUGGAGUACGAACAUGAGCUUCUCACCACAUGGUCCAAGAUACGACCGUCUCGAAGUUGCCUUCCUACCGAGUAA